UGCGCAUCGCGGCUCCCCAGGGACCAGCGGGCGGCCACCGACCCCCGCCGCUCCCCGUCCCUCGUCCCCUCGGGCGUUGCCAGGGCACCUCGGCGGGGGGGGCCGGCGGCCGCGCCGCCAUGGAAGGCGAUGCGAACGCGACCCUCCACCCGCCCUGCGCCCCCAGCGAGCCGCCCUACUCGGAGGAGCAUCUCCAGAGCCUUGACCUACCAGGGAGAUUUCUCUUUGCAAUCUUGACUCUGAUGACACUAAUUGCCAAUCUGGUGUUUAUAGAGGAAGCAGUCUACAUCUACAGGAAAAUCCCUUCCUCCAAAAGAUCAAUCAUAAUCUGGGUUAAUGCUGCAGCUCCAGUGAUCGCUACUACUUCAUGCAUUGGCAUGUGGAUUCCUCGCUCAACGAUGUUUACAGAUUUCACAGCAGCAGUAUUUUUUGCCAUAGUUAUCCACAAGUUCCUGCUGAUGAUGAUUAAAGAGUGCGGAGGUCAAAAGCUGCUCCUCAGGCGGUUUGAAAAUGGUCACUUCAAGAUCAGCACCGGUCCCUGCUGCUGCUGCUGCCUUUGCCUCCCUCGUGUGCGCAUCACUCGGCGAACCCUCUUUUGGAUGAAGCUGGGCACCUUUCAGUUUGCUUUCUUUCGACCCGUGCUCAUGUUUUUAUCAAUAGUGCUUUGGACUAAUGGCAAUUACGCCCCUUACAAUUUAUCUCCCAAAGGAGCUGCAAUAUGGAUUAGCUGCUUCAUUGGUGUCCUCACCAUUCUUGCUCUGUGGCCAGUUGCAAUCAUGUUUCAACAAGUUAGGACUCUCCUUGUCUGUAAGAAGAUCAUCUCUAAGUUUGCUCUUUAUCAGUUUAUCCUCAUUCUGAACCAUUUGCAGACAGCUAUUAUCAACAUCUUGGCCAUGAAAAGAAUUAUUCCCUGUGUUCCACCACUCUCCUCUUCAGCAAGAGGAGCAUAUAUGAUCAAUCAGCUUCUCAUCAUGGAAAUGUUUCUGAUAACCCUAAUCUCAAGGGUGGUUUAUCGGAGAAGAUACGAUGACCUAGAGCCUCCAGAGUGUACAGCUGAAGAAGAUGGGGACAACAAGCAGAAUCCUAAGAUUAUCCUGAACGGCACAGUUAGUGAAGGUGGACUGCCGAGGGUUUAGAAGCCCUGGGUCUAGAGAAGCUCUGCAGGAGCUGGAAGCUCAGCUUCGGGAGCUUGUAUAUUCUUGCACCACAAAUAGCCCCUGUCCAUGUCGGGACAACUUCUGACAUAAAUGCCUGUGAGCUGUAGUACUGAAAGGACUGCUAGUGGCAAGAUAACCCCAUUUAUUCUCCAGUGAUAUACACAUGGUGUGAGUGUUUUCAUACCAUGUAAUUUAGUAAGAUUUCCUACCGUGUACUUUUAUCCUGUUAUUGAGCACUUGAUGGUAGCCAAACUGUCUCACAACGUGAUUUUAUUUUAUUUUUAUUUUUUAGCUAUUAGAAUGGCUAUGAUUUAGAGUUAAUCCAGGGUCAUUCUUGUUCAUCUCUUUUUACUUUUUUAAAUCUUAUUUCACCCUGGAUUGCUAUCAUAUGUCCAACACAGCAUUUUCCCAUCUUUCCUCCAUAAAAAUUUAUCAGCUCUCACUCUAUACCACAAACUCACCAUAGCUAAUUCUGAUCAGUAAAUACAUUUGCAUAUGUUUGUUCUGAAAUCCCCAAACCUGUCUGGGCUCUCCACCUACAUAAAUGAUGAUCUCUUUAGGGCAAGACUUUUUACAUUCCUUGGCAAUCUACCUCCUAACUCGGUAACUACAUAGUUGCUGUUUCUAAGUGUCACUGACAGAUGUUCUUCCUAGGGAUGGCAGAUUCUCUGUUAGCGGCCUGGAAAAAGAAAGUUAGGAGUUGGAGUCUGAGAUGUCAUCUGCCGUUGCUCUGUGAUGUUAUUUGGUGCUUUGGUUCUCUGCUUGGAAAAUGGGAAUGAUGAUACUCGGGAUCCUUGUGCUGCAGGUGUCUGUGGGGAUAAGAGCUCUUGAAAGGAAUCUCUUUCAAAAAAUUCUUCCCUCCCCAGCUUCUUCACCCCAAAUAAGACCUGCCCAGGUGUCCAGUAGGACUUCAAGUAUUGCAGGAUCUUUUCAAUUCACACCUGCUGCUCUGUUUUGCAUAAACCAUUUUUUACUUUUUGCAAAUGAUCAUGAUGUUCUUGGAUGAACCUAAUUGCUUUGGUUUAGCUCACUGCAAUUUAUAAAAAGAUACUGUGUUUAGUAAGCGUUUGGAUAUUCUCUUUGCUGGGACAGGAGGUGCAGAGCCAUGUACUAGCACUUGCCUAGCCUCGUCUCGACUGAUCCCUAGAAGGAAACACCCAAUCCAUGCAGCAAGAAUGCUUAUUCCAUAUGUAAGCAAGGAAAAUGUUUCAUGAUGGAAAAGAUGUCAUUAACAUCUUUUACCUAUAUUGUAUCAAAUAGAACUUAUCAUCAGAGCAAAGCUAGGCAGAUAGUGGGGUUUUAUUUUUAGUUUACAAGGAAUUAAAAUACUUUCAGUUGGGGAGUUUGUGGAAAAUGAAAUAUUCUGAAAACAGCUAGUGAACCAUCUGGAAGUAGAAAAGGGGGUUUUAAACAAUGUUUUCUUCUCUCUGAUUGAGGUCAGAAAUAAUAUUUUCUUUAACAAUUGAAAGAUUCCAUUAUAGUAGAAAAACUGAAUUAUUUUUGUUCUGAAGCAGUUGAAACAAUUUUUGUAUUUCAUUUUUUUUCUAAGCAGGCAGUCUGGGAAAUCAGUACAGGUUCUUGAACUCAUUAAUGUGAGAGAAUCUGCACUUUUCCCUUGAAAAAUAAUUUAGGCGAAAAUUUUCACUCUGCAUUAGAGUGUGUCAGUAGAAUUAACUGUGAUCAGAUAACAUAUUCUUAACAUGGAAAAUCAUCUUUUCACAUUAUGGCUGUUAGCAUAUUCCUAAUGUUGCUUUAUAUCAGUGUAGUGUAGGCCACAAUUACACUUGUAGAGUUGCCGAGCAGUACUUAAUUUCAUAAUGGCACUGGCUGUGAGUUCAAGCAGCUUCAAAACUGGAAAAUAAAAUAUUUUGAGUUGGUAGGGCAUCUUUGCAAAUUGCUGUGGAGAAGACUUGAAAUACUAGAGCAAAUGAGACAAAUGAGCAUUACUGGAAAAUGAUUUCUGUAGCAAUUCUGUGAGGGGCGUGCCUUGGUGGGUGGGAUCUGUGGCAUGGAAGAGCGGAUCCAUGCGCCAUAGCCUGGACAGUGCAGUUGAAAACAGAUGGAGUGUGUGAACAAGUGAUGGUCUCUGUAGGUCCAGCGAAGGAGCUGCUGGGGUGCAGCAUUGUCUUCACCCAUCACUGUUGGUCGGGUAUCUGGCAUGUCUCUGAAGUGCCUCUUAAACUGAUCUUGUAAUGAUCUUGCAUGGGUCUGAUUCAGCCAUAGGUAUCACAAGCUGUGAUGCUUUUGGGUAGGUAUUUAAUUUUUGUUGUGAUCUUCAUCUGACAUAUUUCAGUAAUAAAAUGUACCACGGUGAUGUUCAAGUGGACUUCAGAUUUGGCAGCAAAGGCGUUUCUUUUUACUAUGUACAGUCAUGGAGGUCUUAUUCCAAAAAGCACUUGCUUACACAGAACACUUUUCAGAGCAUAAUUGUACAUACUUUAUCUUAAAUAUGUGCCUAGGAGCUUUCCUGAGUUACAUCUUAUGUGAAUGCAGAGGAAUGUAGGGGUCUUAUUGUUACAAAUUUCUUUUUUUCUUUUGUUUUGGGACUUCUUAAAUUAACAAUUUAUUCCCCAGUUCUGGCUUAGACCAAUAGCUGUAGCCUGCCUAAUCUAGGUGUGGCGUUGAGGGUAGGCGCCUGGGAGCUAGCAGCCGGGGGCAGCAGGUGGCCCUCAUUGCAGUGCAUUCAUUCAGGUGCUCUUGAAAUUACAACACUGCCAAUCACAACCGCAAGGUUGGACCUUAGGCAAUCUGAGAAAGGAAAUAACAAAGCCGGAAAUUCCUCCAGUCUCAGUUCUGAUAAGGAUUCCUUUCAGGUCAGUGGAAAAAAAUUUACUUUCAAUUAUGUGUUUGUGAUUAAAGCAUUUGAAAACAGUUAUCUAAAGCUAGCAGAUAAUUUUCACAACAUAUUUUAUACAGCUGCUGUAAAGUAAUGAGGGUUAAGGUGAGCACAUAGCCUUUAUGUUAUGUUUGCAUGGGGUUAUCCUGUGAGGAAGGGUAAAGGUAAUUUUAUCGGUGUCUUUUGUGACGAUAAAAGGCACCAACACCAUUAAAUAGAAUGAUAAGAAUACAGAGAUGUGUGGUUGAAGGUUAGGAGAGUUUAGGCAUUUGGAAGCAAUUAAUGAGAACACCGAGGAGAAGAUGAGUUACGUGUUUUGGGCGGCCGUGUGCUGAAGAUGCAGGUAUGAAGGUGAACACUGACCGUGAAGCCCCCAGGAGCGUCACACAGGGAUGCGGCGUGAACAUCACAUGCACAAGGAGGGAGAACGGACCCUGUAGGGAACCUUAUAAUGUUGCAGGAGUGGGUUGGCAAACAAAAGUGCUCUUCUUUUCCAUCUGUCAUUCAAGCUAUUAUUUUUAAAACAACACUAAUGGAAUCUCUCCUGUUCCAGAAGACCGUGGUGUGGACUGCUGUUGCCUGCAGCGCAGGCAGCACUGGGGUCUUGAGGAGGUCCCCCCGACAACGGCAAGCUGUCAUUCCCUAGGCAGGGCUAGCUAUGGGGCCAGUGAAGACUGUAUUUAAGUGCAUGCCUGCGUGGUUCAUGUGUGUCAGCAGCAAAGGGCCUUGUGACUUGAUACCCAAAGGAUCUGUUUCAGGUGUUAAGAGGGUGCUCAGCUGAUUAUAGACCUUUCUAUCCCUACCUCCCCCCUCCAAUUGUCCUGUCCGUUCCUGCACCCUCACACUUGCUCCUGCCUCAUUCUCCCUGCUCAAGAGAAAAACAAAUGCGGAGUGCUCCUCGGGGAGGAGGUGCAAGGGUGUUGGUUCCUGCCUGCAGGCCCAGGGCAGCCAGAUGACGGAGCCCUCCUUUCUAUGCUGAGUUGUGAUCCCAUGGGUCCCAGAGCUGGAGUAGGGGAAGAAAUUAGGUAACACAGUAAGGACACAAACGAUGGUAAAUUGAACAAGUUAGGGAAUAGGUAGAAUUAGUGUAUGUAGUAGAGAAGCACAGAAGAAUUCUGACUCCUGGAUAACUGAGAGAAGAAGAUAGCAGCCAUUUGCUAUGCAGCUAAUGGAAAUGCUAGAGUAGGUCUGUUGCAACACCACCGAUUCAGUACAUUACCACUUGGCUUCCUUACCCUUUUAAAGAAGGUCUGACCCCUGCUGACAGUUUAAAAGCUAAAAUUAAAGCUAAUGCUUUACUGACAGGUAUUCACGUAGGGUGUUCCUUCAGGACAGUUCAUGAAUCUGCUUGCACCUCCCUUGCUCCCAGGUGAAAUGGAUCACAAUUUUUAAGACACAAGUUGUGGGGGAAGAGGGCUAGAUAACAUACGUCCCUUUUUACUGCUUUAGAUGCCUUUGAAAGUGUUAACUAGGUAAUUCUAACAGUUGUCUGAACUCA
Molecule: messenger RNA, 5491 nt
Organism: Chroicocephalus ridibundus (black-headed gull)
Lineage: Eukaryota; Metazoa; Chordata; Aves; Charadriiformes; Laridae
Product: organic solute transporter subunit alpha-like
Exons: 8
Coding region: 120-1136 (338 amino acids)
Biological process (GO): transport
Cellular component (GO): membrane
Molecular function (GO): transporter activity
Source: RefSeq, a predicted model, not a curated record